CUCUCCUUUCGCAAUGAGCGAUCAGAAGCCGAAUAUGGGGCGCAUUGUCGCCAGCGUCGUGGAUGUGCAGCAGUUGAUGACAAUGCAGUUUGACUCGCUUAUCAAAAGCAUGGACUCGUUGAAGAUUGAGCACCAGACCGGCGUCACCCAGCUUCGCGAUGAUAUUCGUCGAUCCGAGGAUCGGUUUCAGAAGCAGUUGUCCGAUUUGAGCACUAAUCACGGAAAAGAGCUCGAGAGACUUCAUCAAAUUAUACACACUCUUCUUGCUCGUGAUGCGAAUCCUCUCGGCUCAAUGAUUCCUCCACAGCAGCUUCAGCAACAACAGCAAAUGUUGAUUCUUCAGCGACAAAUGGAGAUGGCUCAUGUGCAGGCAGCACAAGCUCAAGCUCAUGCUCACGCUCAAGCUCAAGCCCAAGCACAGGCCCAAAGCCAAGUUAUGGCUAAUUUGCUCAAUGCUGCGAAGCCAGCUAUUCCCGUUACACAGCCACUGGUCGCCACUACAGCACAAGCAAAAUCGACAGUUCCAGCUUCUGGAGUUAUUGCACCAAAGACAUCUCCACCAGAAGUUGUAAUUCCACCUGCUAAGCCAACAUUCUCUACUCCAACGCCUGCAGUUGUUCCAAAGCCAGCCACCACCGGAUUCUCAUUCGGCGGGACCAAUCCAGCUACUUCAAUCUUCGGUAAAAAGCCUGAAACUGCUUCCCCAGUCGUGGUUCCAGCAGCUAAAGAUGAUGAAGACGAAGAACAUGAUGAGGAUUACGAGCCAGAGGGCGAGUUCAAGCCAGUCAUUCCACUGCCAGAUCUUGUCGAGGUGAAAACUGGAGAAGAAGGAGAGCAAACCAUGUUCUGCAAUCGUUCAAAACUCUACAUUUAUGCCAACGAGACGAAGGAAUGGAAGGAGCGAGGAACCGGCGAGCUGAAGGUUCUCUACAACAAGGACAAGAAGUCGUGGAGAGUUGUUAUGCGACGAGACCAGGUGACCAUUUCGGAGGAGACACUCCCUUCAAAUAUUGAGAAUGGAACCGAAGAAUUGUGUUGGAAUAUUCAGGUUCUCAAAGUCUGUGCCAAUUUCCCAAUUCUCGGCUCGAUGACCAUUCAACAAAUGAAAUCCAACGAGAAGGCCUACACAUGGUUCUGCGAGGACUUUUCCGAAGAUCAGCCAGCUCACGUGAAGCUUUCCGCUCGUUUCGCUAACGUCGAUAUCGCUGGAGAGUUUAAGACUUUGUUCGAGAAGGCUGUCGCUGAGGCAAAAUCAUCGAGCAACGCUGGAAAGACCAUCGACAAGGAAAUCAAGCCGGCGGCUGAGGUGAAGAAGGAAGUCAAGCAAGAAGUUGUGAUUCCAUCAAACAACAAACCGGAAGAGACUGGAUUUGGAGAUCAGUUCAAGCCAAAACCAGGAUCUUGGGAAUGCCCUGGAUGCUAUGUUACUUGCAAAGCUGACGAGAUUGAAUGUGCCUGUUGUGGGACAUCGAAAGACGGAUCUGUCAAAGAGAAAAAUAUAUUCUCUAAACCUUCGAUCCUCCAGCCUGCCCCAGGAACUCCAAAAGUGACAUUCGGAUUCGGAGCAUCUGCUCCAGCCAAGGAACCUCUUGCUCAAACAUCUCAGUUCGGUGGAUCACUCAGCGGAUCUCCAAGCACUAGCAGUAGCAUUUUCGGUGGUGGAACACCAAAGGGAACAAGCGUUUUCGGUGGAGGUGCUGCUAAUACUCCAACUUUCUCAUUCAACAAGCCAGCUGCCGCUGUCAAUGCAACUACCCCAUCGUUCAAUUUCAACAAUCCUGCAGCUUCAACUGCUUCUCCGGCAACCUCUACGACUCCAGGAAAUUCAUUGUUCGGAGGUGGACUCUCCAAGACUGAAUCUACAGCUUCUUCAACUACUACUCCGUCGUUUAUGUUCGCCAAGAAUUCUGAAAGUGCCUUCCCAAAGCCAACUUUCUCAUUCGGAAAGCAACAGACUCCAUCAACGACUGCACCAGCUAAACAAGAAGAAAAUAAACAGUCCGAGACGCCAAAAUCCGUGUUCGGUAGUGGAUUCACGUCUGGAGGUGCAACAUUCGCUGCCCUUUCAGCCAACUCUGCCAAAUCUGGCUCCAUUUUCGACGCAGCAAAUGUCAAGAAGGCCCAAGAAGAACUUGCUGCUCAGAAGAAGGCAAGCAUUUUCGGGAGCAAGAACACCACGUUGAACACGACUUCUGCAACUUCACACGAUGGUGAUGAGACGAAUGAGGAUGGAGAUGGGGAGUAUGAGCCAGAAGUCGAGUUUAAGCCAGUUAUUCCUCUUCCGGAUUUGGUUGAGGUGAAAACUGGUGAAGAGGACGAGGAGGUCAUGUUCUCCGCCAGAUGCAAGCUUUAUAAGUACUAUUCGGAUCUCAAGGAGAAUAAGGAACGUGGACUCGGAGAUAUUAAGCUCCUGAAAAGCAAUGACAACAAAUAUCGAAUCGUGAUGCGUCGUGAGCAAGUCCAUAAGCUCUGUGCCAAUUUCCGUAUCGAAAAGUCGAUGAAGCUCAGUCCGAAGCCAAACUUGCCAAAUGUGCUCACAUUUAUGUGCCAGGACUUCUCAGAAGACGCCUCCAACGCUGAUCCAGCCAUCUUCACCGCCAAAUUCAAGGACGAGGCGACCGCCGGAGCAUUCAAGACGGCUGUUCAGGAUGCUCAAUCGAAGAUGUAAUCCUCUGCUGAUUAUUUAAAUUAUUUUAUUAUUGUUAUUCCUCCCCACCCAGCACUCUGUGUUAGUAUUCCCCACCACCAAUUUUAUUUAUGAACCUAGUUUUAUUCAUCCCCAUCUGCUGUCAUCUAUAGUCCUUUAAGUGUAGUUUAUAUUUGUCUGGUAAGGUUUUUAAAAAAAUAAUUUCCUUAUUUCCCCCCCAUCUCUCUCAAAAUCCCAUUGUUCUCAUAAGUACCCCCCACACACUAUCAUUCAUAAUUUUUGUCUUUAAAACUUAACUAUAUUGUUCACAUUGUCCCGGCAUCGAUUUUUCCCCACUGGUGACAAUCCAAUAAAUUGUGAAUGCAUUG
Caenorhabditis elegans is the source of this 3015-nucleotide messenger RNA. RefSeq names its product Nuclear Pore complex Protein (gene npp-9). The record is from RefSeq and is marked reviewed. Bases 14 to 2668 code for a protein of 884 amino acids. The transcript has 8 exons. Lineage: Eukaryota; Metazoa; Nematoda; Chromadorea; Rhabditida; Rhabditidae.